CUGUCAACAGGAUUAUUAUUCAAAGACGAGCAUGACAUGUUCACCCAUAAUCAUUUUUUGCUCUAAAAUCAAAUGAUUGCAGUUUGUUCUACUGUCCUCAUAGACAGCGGAUACUCGAGGAUUUCUUCAUUAGGGGGAGAGAGUUUGAACUGUGACUGCAGGAUGUGUGGGUUGUUGUGCAACCGCGUUUCAACAUGAACAAAACCUAAAAUACUUGUGCUAAACAUAUCCAGAGACGCUAAUGAACGGUAAGGUGCAAAGAUGAGAAGGAAAAUCUUUCAGAUGAUAGUGCUACUUCUGACAGGUGUUGUAUGCCUGGUCAUUAUCAUGAACAAAAACAGUUUUGAAAGUGAAGUGACACUGAAGAGCAAAGACAGUUUCCCCAGAUACGAAACCAUCCAGCCUGUGUAUCCGGAUUGUCAGCAGAAUAUGUCUGCUUAUGAUGUGAAUGGAUUUUCUACUCUGCCAAAUCAUAUUAAAGACUUCCUGCUUUACCAACACUGUAGGAGUUUUCCCAUGCUUCUUGACCUGCAUAAUAAGUGUGGCGGACCGCAAAACUCUGCAAAUGUCUUCCUUCUGCUGGUCAUCAAGAGUUCUCCAGAGAAUUACGAUCGACGAGAAGUUCUGCGGAAAACAUGGGCUAAAGAAAGAUUGCACAAAGGUGUGUGGAUCCGGAGAGUCUUCAUUAUCGGAACAAGUGGAACUGGCUUUGAGAAGCAAAGGUUGAAUAAACUACUGAAGCUGGAGAACAGUGAGAACAAGGACAUUUUACAGUGGGACUUCAAUGAUUCUUUCUUUAACCUCACACUGAAGCAGAUCCUUUUCUUAGAGUGGAUGGAAAGAUGGUGCCCACACACCAGAUUUCUUUUAAAUGGAGACGAUGACAUUUUUGCUAAUACGUUUAACAUGGUUGAGUAUCUUCAAGGUCAGACGGGCAACGAUGGAAGUAAACAUCUCUUUACAGGGCACCUCAUCCAGAACGUAGGUCCUAUCAGACAUCCUUCAAGUAAAUACUAUAUCCCGGUGCAGGUUCAGGAGUCUGAAAGCUAUCCUCCGUACUGUGGCGGAGGAGGCUUUCUUCUCUCCGGCUUCACGGCAAAAACAAUCUACAGCAUGUCUCGUUCUAUAUAUCUGCUGCCCAUUGAUGAUGUUUACAUGGGCAUGUGUUUGCAAAAGGCUGGCCUCAAACCUACAUCCCACCUUGGUGUAAGGACUGCUGGUCUGCAUAUCCCUGCUGCAAACGUAGACAAAUUUCACCCUUGCUAUUACAGAGAAAUCAUUUUAGUCCACAGAUUUCUGCCGCACAUGAUUUUUGUCAUGUGGAAUGAAAUACAAAACCCACGUUUGCAAUGUGGAAGCACAAAAUCCUUAUAAAGACUCACAAAUUAACAGGGAGUGUGAUUACUUUAAAAGGGAAACAUAAUAGCUUGCUGGACAAUGUAAUACUUUUUUAAAACAUUCUAAAACAUGGCAAAAUGAUUGCCUUUUAAAAAUGUAAAAUAGUGGUCUAUUGCACUUCAGCCAUAAAGGGUGGUUGAUUCCUUUCUCAGAAAUUGUGAUUAUAGUCUUCGUGGUCUUUAUGCUUGUUUUUAAGCAACCUGAAAGUGCUUCUCAGUAUAUAGAUGUAUAGAAACAUCUAUAUUCUCUUUAAAAUCGAAUUUUAUCAGGGGAAUUAAAUGCACUCUGAGACAAAAAGAUUGUCACUGAAAAGUUGUCACUGGGGCAGUACCUUUCCAAAAGGUAUACUUUUGUACUUUAUUUACCCCUAAAGGGUGGAUAUUAGUGUCUUACUGUAAAUGCUACAUAUUAGUAUCUUUUAAAAGUGUACCACUUCACCAAUAGCAUUUGUAACUUUUUUGUCUGAGAUGUGCAAUAUAUAAGAAUUAAUUUGGAUUCUCUAUGCAAAAUGAUUGCUGAAAAAGCAAGUGUACAAGGUGUACGGAGCCAUAUUGUAACAAAUUACAAAUAAUUGAAGGAUACUUAUGAGUCUUGGCAUAUUUCUGCAUUUUACAUUUAACUUACUUUGUUUUGAGGAGAAAAUGAAUACUGCUGUUCUGACAGCCUACAUUUCUCCAGACUGUCUUUUGAAUCAUUACAGAGAAGCAGCUCUUCAUGUAAACGUCAAUGUGCUUUAGAAUCUAAAUUAUAUUGAAAUACUAUAUUUUAAACACAAUUGUCUGGAACAGUUGGUAUUAGUAAUACCAAAUACGGCCUUCAAAGGUUAAAUAAUAAUAAAAUGUGGUAUAAUGUACAUCUACUCAUGGCGUUGGUUGUGUAGAUGCGACUUUGUUUGCUUUGCUGUUUUAUCCACUGAAGUAUGACCCUCACUCAGAGCAGUUCACUCUUACAUAACUCCAGUACCUCAACGCUGCUAUAGCUUUGGCAGUCAGCUUAUUUAUAAAACUGAGAUGUAGUUAUAAUACUUAAAGUUAUAGGUGUCCGAAAAAUAAAAAUGAUGUCAUUAUUCACUCACCCUCAUGUUGUUCCAAACCUGUAUGCGAUUGUUUUUUUUGUUUUUUUUUGGUGAACAAUCCCUUGGCUAGAUUUAAUGUCAGUAAUGUUUAUUUGUCAUGUGAUUUAAAUUCAGUUCAGUCAGUUUCCGGGAACCUGUAUUUUUUAUCUCUGGAGACUGAACAUGUUUAUAACACUGAGGUAGAUUGUAAAUCUGGGGAUUUCCAUCUUAUUGUUAGUGGACUUUUUGCUGCUGUUUGGUGAUUUAACCUAGCAAAAACUAAAUCUUAGGAAAGCAAAUAAUAUUAAAGCAAAUAAUGCAGUUUUGUCAGGGUUUUCUUAUGCUUACUACACAAUGUUAUGUUUCUGUAUUAGUGGGGGAUAUUUUUAUAGGCUGUUUGUCUGACAUGUCUUUUUUCCUUUUGUUGAAACAAGUCUAAUUUUCAGUAUGCAUGAACAUAAGAGCAUCCAACUGUACAAAUUAAAUUUACACAAAGC
Messenger RNA from Carassius auratus (goldfish), 2949 nucleotides. Its product is annotated as N-acetyllactosaminide beta-1,3-N-acetylglucosaminyltransferase 3-like. Gene Ontology annotation, molecular function: hexosyltransferase activity; UDP-glycosyltransferase activity. Gene Ontology annotation, cellular component: Golgi membrane. Gene Ontology annotation, biological process: poly-N-acetyllactosamine biosynthetic process; protein O-linked glycosylation. The record is from RefSeq and is a predicted model, not a curated record. The transcript is spliced from 3 exons. NCBI's taxonomy places the organism in Eukaryota, Metazoa, Chordata, Actinopteri, Cypriniformes, Cyprinidae. Bases 262 to 1374 code for a protein of 370 amino acids.